This is a messenger RNA of Zingiber officinale, 823 nucleotides long. RefSeq names its product glutamic acid-rich protein-like. NCBI's taxonomy places the organism in Eukaryota, Viridiplantae, Streptophyta, Magnoliopsida, Zingiberales, Zingiberaceae. The coding region runs from base 165 to 668 and encodes 167 amino acids. The transcript is spliced from 4 exons. The record is from RefSeq and is a predicted model, not a curated record.
GAGAUCUAAUGUCAGUUGGACAUCACUUACUUAGACGUCUUGGACCAGAUCACGCCACCCAACACUUCCUACAACCCUAACCCUCGAAACAGCACUGGGAGAUCUUGCGCGGCGACCUCGGCGGGAUUCUUCGCUUCUCGGGUUUAGUGCGCGUUUUUGUGGAGAUGGAGGUUUUAUGCCGAAGCCAGAGUGGCGGAGCUGCUUUCUGCUCCAUAAUGGAGUUAUGCGUCGCCGAGAUUGCUUUGGCCGUGGAAAAGACUCUCCUUUCGCUUCUUCUAGCGAUGGUCUCUUCAUCAAGUCAAACUGCUUCACUUGUUGAAGGUCCUGAUGCAAUUUACAGGAUACUUCGAAAGAGCAAGGAUGAAGCUGUGCCAGAGAACAAGGAUGAUGGUGAUUCAGAUGAGGACGAAGAGGAUGAUGAGGAUGACAACGAACAAGAUGAAGACCAGGAAGAUGACGACGGGGCUGAAGAUGAUCCUUCUGGGGAUGAAAAUGAUAACCCGGAGGCCAAUGGCGAAGGUGGAAACGAAGAGGAUGAUGACAAUGGUGACGAUGAUGACGACGACGAUGACGGUGAUGAGGAUGAAGAAGAGGAUGAGGAUGAAGAGGACGAGGAAGAAGACGAAGAGGAUGACCUUCCGCAGCCGCCGGCCAAGAAGAGGAAGUGAAGCCCGAUGAUGUUAUCGGUUGUGGUCGAGAUUCCAAUUUAGUUAAUGCUUGAUUAGGAGUGUAGCAUUAGAGUGGUUUUAGAUUGUUGCUCGCAUGGUGAUGAACUUGACAUCGCUACUUUUACUAUGCUUUAAUCUAAAACAAUUAUCAAUGA